AUGCAUCCAUUUGGCGGCACCCCAGUAUGUCCUCGCUGCGAAAAGGUCGUAUAUGCCGCUGAGCAGGUCAUGGGCCCCGGCCGCAAGCUUUAUCACAAGCCCUGUCUCAAAUGCUCGACCUGCAAGAAGCGACUCGACUCGUAUACCUUGCUCGAACACGACCAAGAGCCCUACUGCAAAUCGUGCCAUGUACAGAACUUUGGCACCCGGGAUCUGCGGCAAGCCAACCUCCCUUAUGCUGCAUCUCCAACACGGAGCAACGCGGAACUACCGGAUACCAAGGGGCAUGAAGAACAAGAGGAAGAGAAGGAUACACUCAACGAUUUGUCUUCUGGUUCGCCGACCCUUGCUUCAACGGUUGAGCGGAACAAUACUCUGGAUGCGAUUAACCGCAUCGCAAAGCCACUGAUCCAGACCUCGACGGGUACUCGGUAUGGCGCCGCUUUGGGUACGGUUUCACCUCAGACGACAGGAAAGAAGUGGGGAGGGGCUUCGACGACACCGAGGUGUCCCAAAUGCAACGGACUCGUUUAUUUUGCGGAGCAGGUCAAAGCGGUGGGCAAGACGUAUCACAAGGCUUGUCUGCGAUGCAUGGAGUGCAAUACGCUUCUCGACUCUACGCGGUUACGAGACCACGACGGGACACCGCUUUGUGGUAGGUGCUAUAGCAAGCUGCAUGGUCCGCAGGGGAGCGGGUAUGGGCUGCUUGGCAAGGCCGGAGGAUGACAUUGUACAGAGUCAAGCGACAUUACUCAACCUCAGUUCUGUACUCUACAUAACUUAUCUCAUGUAUCUAACCUGGGCGCAUUAUAUUUCAUCUCCGUUUCUACGUUU
This is a messenger RNA of Guyanagaster necrorhizus, 834 nucleotides long. RefSeq lists its product as uncharacterized. Bases 1 to 726 code for a protein of 241 amino acids. The transcript has 7 exons. The record is from RefSeq and is a predicted model, not a curated record. Gene Ontology annotation, cellular component: cytoplasm. Gene Ontology annotation, biological process: actin cytoskeleton organization. Lineage: Eukaryota; Fungi; Basidiomycota; Agaricomycetes; Agaricales; Physalacriaceae.